UUGAGGCUUCUCUGAAGAUGCUGCUGUUGUGCUGCUUAAUGCUCCUGAUGUACUCAUAAGGUGGAUCAGGUGAUUGGCAUAGCACAAUGAUGUUAAAACUUGGAGUUUUUACUCUAUUCAAUUUAAAGAGUAAAACCAACUCAGAUUGGUUUUCUUUGGAAAAGCUAAAAAAUAAUAUUUGCGUUGUCUUUUUAAAAAAUACUCAAAAACAUUCUGCACACUGGCACUAUGCGUGUAUUGAAAAGAAUUGUGUAUAUGAUAAAAAUGCCCUUUAUUUCACUUUCUAAAGAAAAUCUGUUCUCUUUUUCCAAAAGCUUUCCCCACUGUACAGUGCUUAAAGAUGGUGCCUCUACUUACUUUCUUUAGUCACUUCUGGAUUGUUUGCAGUCUGAGGAAAGUUUGAUUCUUAUUGUGUUAUGGUGUUUCUGUGACCAUUUGCUGGUGUAAUGGUGUUGCUGACUUCCACUGUAGGUGCAGUCCUAUUUAGAAGUAAAUGUCCAUCUGCAGUGUUGUAUUUGCUGUGGCAGCUGUCACAGAACUAGUGACAAUUCAGUUGCCAGUUUCACUUUUUGUCCACCCACUCGCAGUAUUUGGAAGAUCUUCAAAUUUAAUCAGUACACAGGCUCCUCAAACAAAAGCUGUGAAAACAAACUGGGAAAUAAACGGUGGUUUUAUUCCUUCAAAAUGUCAGGAAUUCAAAGAAGCAGUCUAAACUUAUAUUGGGAAAUUUUUCUACUGACAUCUUUGUAUGCUGCUCUGUAUUGCAUUAUCUUCCUUUUAGUAGUUAAUAUAGUUGAUUUUUUUUCUUUAUAUAACUGGGGUUUUUUUUCCACUCUGUAUAAUCAUAGAAAGCAGAUAUUUCAGGAGUAUGUUAGUCACAAUAAAAAUUAUCUUCAUCCUCUCUUGUUCAGAUUGGGGUUUUGUCUUUGCAUAAUACACAUAUUUAGUUUUAGGUUAACAAAAAUGAAGUCAGCAGUUUUGACAGUGGGCUGCUCUGUAAGGCAUGAGCUGGACAGCAAUUCUGCCUGCUCGGUGUGGUUUGAAACCAGAGGCUCAGACCCUCAGCCAUGAGUAUGGAUAGUAUAUAUCGAGGUGAUAUAUAGUGAUGUGCCCAAAUUUCAUGUCAGAUGCUGUUGGUUUAUAUUCACUGCGUUCUUAACUCAUUAUUUCUGCACAGAGCAGUUUGAUUAGUGGUUGUAAACGUCAGCAGAGUCGCAAAUGUGUGCAAAUCAUUUACUAGAGUGGGCUUGUCCUUUUAAACUGCACUGGCCACAUCUGACAGUUUAUGAAAUGCUCCUUGUAUUAGCAGAAAUUCUCAGAUGCUAAAUCAAUUGUUCUGGGAAUAACAGUUGUACUACUUGAAUGUAAUUUUGUUGGGCAGAUGUUAUCAGGAAAAAUUUUAGUUUUGUUCUGAAAAAUAUUCUCUAAAAUAAAUACGGAGGGAUGUGCCCAUGGUCACGGAGGAAGUUUAUAGCUGAGUGCAGUGCUGAACUUAACAUCAGCCAAACCUUUUCUUAGGCCAUCCUUCCUGUUAGGGUUUUACAUUACUUAUGUUCUAGAGAUUAUAUCAGCUGUGUGGGUAUGUCACUUUUCAGUUGUUAAGUCCUUAAUUUUCAAUGCACAUUUUUGUUUAUAAACAGUAAGUAGUAAUUUCAUCAAAGUGUGGGGUUUUUUCUUUUGUUGUAGACUAUUGUUCUACACUGUUUUGUCCAAAGAACUCUGCAGGUCACUUGUUUUUCAGCACUAUGUGAUGCUGUAAAGACACAUUUGAGUUUCAUUCCUUGUAGCAUCCUUAGGUGUUGAAAUACUGGAAAGAAAUUCACUUUUUAUUAACUUUUCCCAAAUAAGUAGCUUUUCAAGUGCAAACACAAUAGAAUGUUAAAGCUUGAUCUCUUUCUUUAACUAAAGAUACUUGUGGUUUGAGUCUGCUGUGUUUUACAAGGGAGGGAUGACCAGGGAUGUGCACCUUUUCUCCUAAUAAAUUUUAAUAUUUUUCAGCAUUCCAGACUGUAGUUCUUGAUUGUUUGUGAGUGCUGUUAUGUGAGCACUGUAGCAGUACUGACAGAAGGUUCUGUAUUUUGCAAUGUUCAAAGAACAAAGAUGUUUGUUUGAUAAGUGGUGACGAUGUAUUCCUUCUAGGCUCAUCCUUUAGAUUUGCUCCAAUUUGCUGUUCUUGUCAGCAAAAUAAACAUUGUGACAAAGAUUUUUAGCUAUCAUGUUUCAUUCUUGAAUGUCCUUUGUUUGUAUGGAGGUUGGUUAUUUAUGGCUCUUGGCUGAAAAUAGUAGUCACAUUUUUAUUUUGUAAUAGAUCUGAAAGCAUGUGAGAUCAUGUUUUUUCUCCUGUUAAGUCAGGGUAAUUUCCUCUUAAUAACUUUGGGUCUCACAGGUGCAAAAUCACAGAUUGCAAUCCUCUUUUAAAACUGUUGAAAUUCAGGGAGAAAUCUUUCUGUAGAACAGAUUGAGUGAUGAUCUCAUUCUUUCUCAUCUCUGGGCACCGCUAAUAGAAAGAAUUGCUUUUUCUUACAAAACAUCUUACACAACAGUAUCUUUUUAUCAUGUACCUGCAGACUGCUAUUUUGGUGUGCCUGCCUGCCUUUUAUUGAGUGGCACCUGACUUUGUGUGCAAAGCUGCCUCUGUGUCUGAUAGGUGGCAACAGGGUGCUCUCAGUCAGCCCAGGAAAGCUAAAGAGACACCUCUCCUUGUGAUGGUCCUACAAGGAGCAUGGUGCAUUACAGUGUUUCUUCUUUCCUGAAGGUGCUACUGUGACAUUGUAUAAAUCAGGGCUUUAAUAAGAAAAACAAGGAAACUCCUUAUUCACAUGUUUCUUUAUUUUAUGCUUGAGGUUGGUUUAUAUGAUUCUUUUUAUCUUCUGUGGGCAUGAAUGCUGAAGUUGGGGAGGUCUGUAUUUUAUCCCCAGCUUCCACAUUACUGAGUACUUUGCCUCAUAUUCUUUUUUCAAGAAAACUUAUGUUUCGGGCCUUCAAGCAACAUUUUCUUUUGUAGAAAUCCAGUGUGAAAUUGCUGCAAAAGCAGAGAUGAUUAUACAAAGAGUAGUGCUGAAUUCACGGCCUGGUAAGAAUGGAGUGCCAGUGGCUGAAAACUUCCGGCUGGAGCAAAGUACAAUAUCAGACACAGUCCAAGCGGGACAAGUGCGUGUUAAAACUCUCUAUCUCUCAGUGGACCCCUACAUGCGCUGCCGAAUGAAUGAGGAUACGGGCUCGGAUUACCUGCGGCCCUGGCAGCUGUCUGAAGUUGCUGACGGUGGGGGCAUCGGGGUAGUGGAGGAGAGCCAGCACCAUAACCUGGCUAAAGGAGACUUUGUAACUUCCUUCACUUGGCCCUGGCAGACAGUGGCAGUUCUUGAUGGAGACUCGCUACAAAAGCUGGUGCCACAGCUUGUAAAUGGACGCCUUUCCUACUUUCUGGGUGCAGCUGGCAUCACGGGGCUGACGGCCCUGUUGGGAAUCAGGGAGAAGGGACACGUGGCUGCGGGUGCAAAUCAGACCAUGGUGGUGAGCGGAGCGGCCGGUGCCUGCGGCUCUUUGGCCGGCCAGAUUGGCCGACUGGAGGGCUGCUCUAGAGUGGUGGGGAUUGCUGGCACAGAUGAAAAGUGCUCCAUUUUGGUCCAAGAAAUGGGCUUUGAUGCUGCUAUCAAUUACAAGAAGGGGGAUGUGGCAAAACAGCUACGUGAACUCUGCCCAGGUGGUGUGGAUGUUUACUUUGACAAUGUUGGUGGAGACAUCAGUGAUACAGUUAUAAGUCAGAUGAAUCAGAACAGCCAUAUCAUCCUGUGUGGACAGAUUUCUCAGUAUAACAAAGACGUGCCUUAUCCCCCUCCACUGCCUCCUGACAUAGAAAAAAUACAGAAAGAAAGGAACAUCACAAGGGAAAGAUUCUUGGUGUUGAACUACAUGGACAAACAAGAAGCUAGUGUAUUACAACUCUGCCAGUGGAUCCAAGAGGGUAAACUGAAGGAUUGAACAGACCUUUUAAAAAAUGUGUAAGUAUAAUUGAAAGCUUA
This is a messenger RNA of Motacilla alba alba, 4022 nucleotides long. RefSeq names its product prostaglandin reductase 2 (gene PTGR2). Lineage: Eukaryota; Metazoa; Chordata; Aves; Passeriformes; Motacillidae. The transcript is spliced from 8 exons. The coding region runs from base 3037 to 3981 and encodes 314 amino acids. Gene Ontology annotation, molecular function: 15-oxoprostaglandin 13-reductase [NAD(P)+] activity. The record is from RefSeq and is a predicted model, not a curated record. Gene Ontology annotation, biological process: prostaglandin metabolic process.